Messenger RNA from Pyrus x bretschneideri (Chinese white pear), 836 nucleotides. RefSeq names its product embryo-specific protein ATS3A. Gene Ontology annotation, molecular function: protein binding. The transcript has 3 exons. The record is from RefSeq and is a predicted model, not a curated record. Bases 93 to 644 code for a protein of 183 amino acids. Lineage: Eukaryota; Viridiplantae; Streptophyta; Magnoliopsida; Rosales; Rosaceae.
CAAGUACAACUAAUGAUUUGUUGGCAACAUGACAAGGAGACUAAUGCCAAGGGUAAAGAGAGGGAACUCUAGUAUAUAGAUCUUAUUGCCCGAUGAGACAGACAGUAUUGAAAAGUAAAACAAGAAUGAUGAAGGCUGUGAGUUUUCUUCUUCAUUUGAGCUUCCUCUUCUUCCUCUUCACCUUCACCUUCGCACAAGGCAGCAGCAGAUCAAUCAUUCCACAGCCCCAACCUCUCACAUCCUUCAAUAUCAACAAAACCCAGAACGCAGGGAGCUGUUCUUACACUGUAUCAAUACAGACCAGCUGUUCUUCGCCCCGCUAUACACGGGAUCAGAUCAGUAUUGCCUUUGGUGAUGCUUAUGGCAAUCAGGUGUAUGCUCCGAGAAUCGACGAUCCGUAUUCGAGGACAUUCGAGAGCUGCUCCACGGAUACGUUUAAGAUUUCGGGGCCAUGUACAUACCAGAUCUGUUAUGUGUAUCUGUACCGGAGCGGAUACGAUGGGUGGAAAACAGAGGCAGUGACAAUCUAUGGCCAUUACACCAAGGCUGUUACGUUUUACUACAACUCUUUUAUUCCAAAUGGUGUUUGGUAUGGAUUUAAUCAGUGUAACGGUGCUGCAGCAUCCUCCACUUCGAGCAUGUAGCUGGGAAUGUAGAGGAGAUUAGCAGUGCAGGAUUCCUGGUUAAUUUCAGGUCAUUUAGGGCUCUGCUAUGUAAUGUGUAUUGAUGCUUUAGCAUUAUGUGUUUGUUGGGUUUUUGCUUGUGGCGAGGGUUGUUGAUUGAUGGUAUCAAGAACAUGGAAUUUUAGAAAUAAAAGUUGAUUUUAGUAGAGCAAA